Chenopodium quinoa (quinoa) is the source of this 1373-nucleotide messenger RNA. Its product is annotated as protein SRC2-like. Lineage: Eukaryota; Viridiplantae; Streptophyta; Magnoliopsida; Caryophyllales; Amaranthaceae. The record is from RefSeq and is a predicted model, not a curated record. Gene Ontology annotation, biological process: defense response. The transcript has a single exon. Bases 229 to 1170 code for a protein of 313 amino acids.
AAAAAUAAAAUAAAAAAUAAAAAAUUGCAUACACAUCCCACACUAUUGAUGUUUCCGCGUAAAUGUCACACAAAAUGAGGGUGUUUUAUGAAAAAAAAAAGGAAUUGGACUAUAAAUACAUGUUGACAGCCUACAAUAUUCUAUUCAUUAGAUAGUCUUUUUCUAUAAAACAAGGCUCUUUCUCAUUAGAAUUUUCUCAAAAUUGUCUCCUCUUGAUCAUCUAUCUAAAUGGCGUCAAGAUUUGAGGUAGAGGUGACCUUGUCAUCUGCCAAGGACCUCAAGAACGUCAAUUGGCGUCACGGCCCCAUUAAGCCGUAUGCCGUUAUUUGGGUCGACCCGGAUCGAAAAAUAUCGAGCCGGGUCGAUGAGGAGGGGGACACUUCCCCACAAUGGAACCAAACACUAUUGGUUCCCCUCGAUCGUCCCAUCGAGGAUGCCACCCUUCACAUCGACAUCGUCCACGCUUAUGCGGCCGAGGACACCAAGCCGCUCAUCGGCUCAGCUAAGCUCCCUCUUCAGGAGGUGGUCGAUGAUGUUGGUAUAGGCGGGCGCAUCACCCUUAGCUUAAAGCUCAAGCGUCCUUCUGGUAGGCCACAUGGGAAACUCGAGGUCGAGGUCGUGGUACGUCAACCAAGGUACCACGCCCCCGACCCUUACAGCGCGCCGCCAUAUGGUGUUUCUAGAGAAACAUCAUAUAGCGGCAGCGCUCCUUAUGCGGCCCCACCAUCAGGGUACCCGCAUGCGGCCCCACCUUCUGGGUAUCCAAAUGCAGGUCCCCCACCUGGGGGCUACCCAUACGGGCAGCGCCCAUAUGCCCAACCCUCGUAUGCAGGUUCUGCAUACGGGGUUGGGCAACCCGAAUAUGCGCAGCCCCCGAGUUACGGUCAGCCCGCAUAUGGGCAACCGAGCUACGGGCAGUCAGGAGGCGGGUACGGUGGUUACGGGCAGGGGGUCCCAGUGGAAGAAAAGAAGAAGAGUAAGUUUGGAGGGAUGGGGACAGGAUUGGCUGUGGGUGCUGUAGCAGGAGCAUUGGGUGGACUGGCAUUAGCAGAAGGUUUUGACAAAUUAGAAGAUCAUAUUGCUGAUGAAGCUGCUGAAAGAGUUGAAGAUGAUCUUGCUGCUGAUGAUGCUGGUUAUGAUGAUGCUGAUUAUGGUGGGGAUGAUUGGUAGAUUAUUUCAUUUUGUCUUGAUUUCCUAAUGUAUAAUCAAAUACAUCUGAUCAUAGCUUUAAUCCUUUGAUUUUAAUUUUAAUUUUACAUUUAUGAAUUAUGAUCAUGUAAAUGUUAUGCAUUUGGGAAAUGGAUGUUAUCAAAGUGGAAUAAAGGUUACUGCUUUAAAAAUGGUCCAAUAAAUUAAUGAUCCUUGUUGUUUAA